This is a messenger RNA of Anopheles merus, 614 nucleotides long. RefSeq lists its product as uncharacterized. The coding region runs from base 79 to 531 and encodes 150 amino acids. Gene Ontology annotation, biological process: intracellular cholesterol transport. The record is from RefSeq and is a predicted model, not a curated record. Lineage: Eukaryota; Metazoa; Arthropoda; Insecta; Diptera; Culicidae. The transcript has 2 exons.
GACUAGUUUUCGGGACAGUCGAGCGUGAGGUAGGCUAUUGGAUAGUGUUCGGAUAGUUUAACUACAGGAUACAACAAAAUGCUUAAAGCGGUGCUGUUUGCCGUCUGUCUACCGUCGUUAGUUUACGGCAUUGCUGUGAGACCAUGUGCCAACAAUGCUCCCGUACCGCAGGAAGUACGCGUGGUGGGCUGUACCGCCGAACCGUGCACGGUGCAGAUCGGUGGGCUGGUCGACAUGGAUCUAGACUUUGUGGCACCCCGGGCCACUAACGGUAUGCGCGCCACCCUGGACAUCUUUCUUGGAACGUUUCGGGUGCCGUACGAUCUGCCGGUGGAGCAGCAGAAUGCGUGCAACUUUUUGGAAGCAGGUAGCUGCCCGUUGACGCCCGGUGAGUUUGUCAACUACCAUCUGAGCACACCGGCGGCAGCACCGUUCGCGGGCAUCACCGUUGAUCUGCAGCUGCAGCUUGCCGACGAUGAUGGACAGGCCCUGAUUUGCUUCCGAUCAUCGGCAAGAAUUGUUUCGGGAUAAACUAUGGGAUUUAUCCCGAUAAAUUAAACUAUGGGAUUUAGCCCUAUGUUUAAUGAUCAAUAAACAUAGAUCAUCAAUAACAA